AUGCUCUUCACCUCCGCCAUCACCACCCUCCUGCUGGCCUCCAGCGCCGCGGCCCUGCCCCCGACCCACGUCGGCGUGACCAAUGUCAACAACACCCACGCCCACCUCGAGACCCGCGGCUCCCUGACCAACAUCACCGAGGCCGUCGUUCCGCGCAGCCUCAACUUCACCAAGCCCAUCCUCCCUCGCAACUGGAACAGCACCGUCUUCCCCCGCCUGGCGCUCGACAAGAACAGCACCGAGGGCGUCUUCGAGAAGCGUGAUCUCCCCGUCGUCGAGGGCGUCGCGGCCCCCACUGGCAUCGUCAAGCGCGCCAGCCCGACCGGCUUCGUCAAGAGGUCCUUUGGCACCGCAGGCAAUGAGUUCAAGUACCAACACUCAACAUUCCUGACUAUCCCGACGCCGCCGCCCGCCAUCGCCACGCCUAUCACCGCAUCGACACCUACGGCGCCGACUCCGACGACGACCCCUGCUGCUGGAAGUAGAAAGGAAUCGGCCUGCGGAGCUGGAGGCAGCGGCAUGGACGUGUGGGAUCGGUGCAUCGAGGCCCUGUUCUUGGGACUCGGUCGCUGA
Molecule: messenger RNA, 573 nt
Organism: Lasiodiplodia theobromae
Lineage: Eukaryota; Fungi; Ascomycota; Dothideomycetes; Botryosphaeriales; Botryosphaeriaceae
Exons: 2
Coding region: 1-573 (190 amino acids)
Source: RefSeq, a predicted model, not a curated record